Molecule: messenger RNA, 585 nt
Organism: Aureobasidium subglaciale EXF-2481
Lineage: Eukaryota; Fungi; Ascomycota; Dothideomycetes; Dothideales; Saccotheciaceae
Exons: 1
Coding region: 1-585 (194 amino acids)
Biological process (GO): nucleotide metabolic process
Molecular function (GO): catalytic activity
Source: RefSeq, a predicted model, not a curated record
AUGUCGCUCGAAUUACACUACCCUUCGAACUGUCCAUUCUGUCGUAUAAGCGAAGCCUAUCCCGCGUCCUCCGAGUCCCCUGUCCCCUCCAGUCCCGAUCCUGCUCUUGUUGAUCCCAAUGCCUUCAUCAUCCUGUCCUCUGACCAUGUCCUUGCUUUUCUGGACAUUCUACCCAUGACGACUGGCCAUGUCCUACUUACCACACGCGUACAUCACGAGAAACUCAGUGAAGUGCCUAUCGGUCCCACAGCGCAGGCUCUAGGAUAUUGGAUGCCGCUAGUGUCACGCGCCCUUGCCAAAACUCUGCAUGUCGAAGACUGGAACGUCGUACAGAACAACGGAAUCCGCGCUGCUCAGGUUGUGCCACAUGUCCACUUUCACUUCAUCCCAAGGUAUUCGGAAGGCCGUCGUCCACCGUCUAAGAAACCAAAGGCCGACACCUUCGAGGUCAAGAGCUGGAAGAUGUUCGGUCGAGGUCAGAGAGAAGAGUUGGAUGAGGAAGAGGCAGUUGAGCUGGCUCAGAGGAUCAGAGAAGCCUUGAAACAAGAAGUCGAGGCUCUGGAGAAGGAUGCCGUCAAGCUGUGA